AUGGCACCGCUGGCUCCUCUCCGUGAGGCGCAGGAAGAUGCGGAUCACUCGCCGAGAAGCUUGAAGCCAUGGCAAUGUGAGGAAUCCACGACGUCGCCCGAAGAGGCACCAUACUCGCGCCCGUCGUCUGACGAGGGCGCGCGAGAUGCUGCGGCCCUGCGCCAACACCUGCUCGAGGCGCAGGGCGAGAUCGCUGGGCUGCGCCUGGCCUUGGCCGCCAAGGAUCGCGUUCGUGCUCGGGGAGCCCCUCCAGAGGACGCUCUUCUCACGGAGCUGAGAUCGCUUACAAGGGAGCUUCGAUCUGCAAUCACCUCCACACGGACAUGCAAAGCUGACCCUCGCAAGGAGCAGCGGACAUGCCUCAACAAGGCGUCGUGCUCGUCGCCCAGGUCGCCGGGCCGCAGCCCUCAGAAGGCAGUCAAGGCGGUCGAGCCACAGAAGAUUCUGGCAGAAGUGGAACGGAAGAUCCAGCUCCUACGGGGCCAGCUUGGCCAAGGUUCAGGCCAACGGAAGGGUGCGGUUUCUGGAGCAUUGACGCCACAGCCCCCACCGUGCCGGGAAAUCGCCCGUGAUCUGAAGCACGUUGCCAGACCAUUGAGGUCCGAGAAGAAGGAUGCGGUGCACGGUUGCAAGAGCGAAGCCCCACGAAGCCCCGGCCCAUCUUCGCCAGAGACGAGGACAAGGGCAAGGUCUCUUUCGGAGAGAAGCCGACGCCUCUCCGAGAUCUCUCUUCGUGGACUUGAGAAACUUGAGGAGAAGCAGGCAAGGCCCGAUUUCAGGCCCGGCUGA
Messenger RNA from Symbiodinium sp. CCMP2592, 789 nucleotides. The record is from the annotation of a GenBank genome assembly. Lineage: Eukaryota; Dinophyceae; Suessiales; Symbiodiniaceae.